AUGACGAGGUACUACGGGAAUCGUCCUACGUACGGGUAUGAGCCGCAUUUCAUAGUGUGCAAUCGAAACAGUGGAGAGGAUUGUUGGUUCGGAUCCCAAUCGAGAAGGCACCCGCGUGAAGCUGCCCUGAGAGAUGAUCCAUUCCAGGGCAGAAGUUUCAUUCCGAUCAAGGUCACGCAUGAAAAGUCCUCGGAGAUCCAAUCUACCCCAACAACUGCUGAACGAGAUGUUCCAAUCCAACGUGCUGCUAGCCACCCGGCGUCUCCAGAACUUGGUGAUGGCAAGCAAGUUCCCAUGAAGGAGCGUGAGGUUCCAAUCAGGCGUGAGGCAGAAGCAAAGAAUGUCGGUCAUCCUUUACCAUUAGAUUUGAAGGCAUUUCAUGGUGCUCGUCGUGAGGAAGCCUCGGAAAAUGAAGUACCACCGAUUAAGAAGCGCAGUCUGGACAGAAUUGCGAGUGUUCAUGCAUCUUUGGAGAAUCUAAGGGAGCAGGUAGCCUUGUUCAAUGGAAAAAAAGGUUCCAAGGGCUACGUUUUUCUUGAUGAGAUGUUGACACGAAAUCUCAUUGCAUUGGACGAUGUGGAUACCUUUGGCGACGAUGACAUCCGUUCAAAGCGGAAAGAUGCGGUGACCCAAGUGCAUAAGUACCUGCAAGAACUUGAGGGUAAAGCUUGUGUGGGUAAGCAGUCGUCGGAAGUGUCAUCAAGUAUGGAGUCCGCAGAAGUAAGCAGUGUUGGGGAAGUAGGUCGGGAGGAGAUGGAGGGAGCGGAAGAUCCAACCAGUGAAGAUAUACCAAAAUCUGCUGAGACGAUCAGUGAAACUUGGGCUAUUGCUAUUUUUCAAAAUUCCUGUGAAGCUGGAGAUGUUCCAGGGAAUACAGAGCAUCAGGUUUCCUCACGUGAUGAACAACCAGGUGGGAAGAGCGUGCAAGAAGUGUCUCCUGAGCAGACUACCGAAUCCUUGGCUAACGGAGCAAAAGACAAAGAACCCGGGGCUGACGAGCUUGAUGAUGUGUCUGUGGAUUCAGGGAUGGAUGUGACCGAGGAACCUGAUGGUGAGGUUGCCAUGUCUUCUGUUGAGAAGGCGAAAAAGACCAGGGUCUCGGGAAAUUCAGAGCAAGAAGAUAAUUGCGAUGGUUUCAUUAUGGCUGACAACUGA
This is a messenger RNA of Notodromas monacha, 1155 nucleotides long. The record is from the annotation of a GenBank genome assembly. Lineage: Eukaryota; Metazoa; Arthropoda; Ostracoda; Podocopida; Cyprididae.